Molecule: messenger RNA, 8637 nt
Organism: Tribolium madens (black flour beetle)
Lineage: Eukaryota; Metazoa; Arthropoda; Insecta; Coleoptera; Tenebrionidae
Product: piezo-type mechanosensitive ion channel component-like
Exons: 28
Coding region: 196-7959 (2587 amino acids)
Biological process (GO): regulation of membrane potential; detection of mechanical stimulus; cellular response to mechanical stimulus
Cellular component (GO): plasma membrane
Molecular function (GO): mechanosensitive monoatomic ion channel activity; monoatomic cation channel activity
Source: RefSeq, a predicted model, not a curated record
CAUUUGUUGUUUUUUGUCAGUCGGUUGUUCGCAUUYAGWGGUGUUUUGAGUUUUGACGUACCCCAAAAUUCCGUCACGUCUCAAAAUAAAAAAUUAAAAACAAUGUGAAAUCGUGUCAGAAGGCCGUUGUGUUGUGUUUUCGACAUGCUUAUAUUUUUUGACACCGGAAUUCCACCAAAUAAGAUUUAGUUGAAGAUGGCAAACUUUUUAUUGUGCUUGUUCAUCUUUCGGAUAGUGUUGCCGAUCGUUCUGGGGGCAUGUAUAAUUUUCCGGCCGUCUGCACUUUCCGCCGUUUACUUCCUUUUUCUCCUUUUUCUACCAUGCGUCCCCAUCCCUACGGCCAGUUCCAUGGCCGGUUCGACAGGCAUCUACAUCAAGUUCCUCAUUGCGACAUCGAUCCUCACUUUUAUAGCCCAAUUGGCUUUCCAGAUUGUCCUUCUCGCUAUGCCUCCAUACGGCCAUAUCCUCGAAAAGUGCGAACUCUUAGAGCAAAUCCUACGACAUGUAGGUCUUGUCCGGCUCGAUUCUAUGAAGCCCAUCGUUGUGGUCACAUGGAUUUCUCCUGAAAUCGUCAUGGUGGUCAUCUCCAUCGGGACGUACAUCAUUUGUAAGAAACUCCUUGAAAAAAGAACCGUUGAAGUGGUCGAAAACGAGGAGAAUCUUCCUCAGAAAGCAAAAGCCAACAAGAAACAGUUUAAUCUUUUUGUGGCCGUGGGCAAAUAUGCCGUUUUGGUGGCGCUGUGUGUGGCUGCAGUGCUACGACCUUCUGUGCCUGGAGGGUUAUAUUUUUUGGUGUUUUUGUCUGCAUCCACGUGGUGGGCGUGUUGUAAGGAGUUAGCCAAAGGUUUUGCCAUUGUAAUGAGGUGUCUUAUGGGCGUGGUGGUCGUCCAUAUGGUCGCUCUCUACACGUACCAAUUCCAAUGGCCACAGGAGUACCUUGACAAGAAUAGUACCUACGCGCGUUAUUUUGGUUUGACCCCGAUUUUCAGAACCAAUUGCACUGAGGAUCCCAGAACAUUCCUUUGGGAGCAGGAGGAAUGGGCCACUUACGCCAACCCGAUUGCACUUUUCCUCCUCUACUAUGUGCUAGUACUAGAAUCGAAAUUCUUGCUUAAACCUCAGUCGCAAAAGAAGCAGGGAAAAUUUUUACGACUAGAAGGGAGUUUUACGAAACCGUUGAAUCGGCAGCUUUCUAACAGACAACUAAUGCGCAGAGCCACGACGAGAAACAAGUGGCAGAGUGCUACUCGCAAAGUUCGAAUUUCCGGGACCGAAUAUGCCAUUACUGAACACACACCCUUAAUUGGGGGAGUGAGUCCAUCACGACGUUACGGCUCUGGUAAAAAACCACCCGUUUAUCAAGACUCGACUGGAAGUGUUACAAUAACAGGGGACAAUCAGGAAAAUAUCCCUAUGGAUGAACUCGGUAAGGGUGCUGCAGAAGAGGAAUACAAGCCGACCCUCAUUGAAAAUAUUAUGUACGGCCUAGAAUCGAUCCUUCAGGUCAUCAUCAAAUCCUCCUACAUUGUCACCAAUAUCAUUAUGAUGGCCUGGAGCAUAACCUACAUCAGUUGGAUCACUUUUGUUCUUCUCCUCUGGGCCAACCUUCUGUGGCUUGUCCCUAACCAAAGGAAAUCAAUGCUUCGAUCCAGUCCUUUCUUAGUGGUCUACGCUUGGUUUCUCCUCAUUUCGGCAUACAUCUACUCGAUGAAUCUCACCGAAAGCGAGUUACCAACAACUGUCGAAGGCAUAGAUUUGGCCGAAAUCGGGUUCCAGAAGGUUUCUAUUCUCCCAUGCAACCCCCUUCUAGUCAAAUGCGUCUUCACGGCGAUGUUUUGGAUCACGUUGAGACAAUUCGUGAGAGAACGAAUUGAGGAACGGCAAACAACAGCACUUGCUGAUAUGGCUGCUCCUCUUCAAGUAACUGUAGGAACGGCAGCUGGUGUUGAAAACGAGCAAGACCCUGGUAGUAAACUCAUGGAGAAAAUCGGGCAAUAUCUGAGACAUUUUUUAACGAAAUUUUGGAUUUGGGUGGUAGCGAUUACCCUCUUCGCCGUAGCCAUAACAGGAGAGAGGAUGACCGCCUUUAGGAUUUUUUACAUGGCAUUGUUCCUCUUUUUCGUUCUAACGUUCCAAAUCUCGUUUAGAGCUUGGAGGAAAAUGAUGUUCGGCUUUUGGUUGACUGUCAUAGUCUUUUCCAUGGCGAUACUCGUCAUGGUCUACACUUAUCAAUUCAAAAAUUUUGAUAUCUACUGGCGAGAUUAUCUACAUGUCCCCAUACAACGUCAACUGGAUAUCGGUCUGGAAAAAUUUGAGACAAAACAAUUAUUCGUCCGAUUGGUCACACCUACAUUUUUCGUUAUUAUCACGGUAAUUCAAUUGCACUACUUCCAUAAAGAGUUUAUGGAGUUGUCUGAUCCGAAAAAUACCAGUGUUAUCGGAGUAGAUCUAGAUCAGAGUAGUCUCCAAGGAGGAGCCCCUACUUCUGACAAAGAUGAAACAUCCUCGUCCCUCAAGAUGGAUAUAACCGCCACAGAUUCAUCGCAAAAUCGAUGGCAACGUCUCUCAAAUUAUUUCCACGACACUAGCAAUCUAAUUUUUCUGUUUCUGGAAUUACACAUGCCGAAAUUCGUCGUCUUGUUUCUAAUGCUAGUCUGCAUUUACGAUAAGUGCGCCUUGUACUUUAUCCUAGUCCUGCUCAUAGUACUUGCGUGUGCUUUCGGUCGGCCCAUGCAAAUUUUUGCAAUCUACACGAGUUCAAUUUUUGUCUCCGUGAUGUUACUAGCACGAAUGAUCUAUCAAACAGAUUAUAUAAAUCCGGGUAAUUGGAACGUGACGUGUGAGAUGCAAAACAAUUCCAAGAUUGAGAACAACGCAAAAUGGUUGGGUUUUUACAAAACGAGUAAAAAUGAAAAUCUCCCUCGAUUGGUUCAGUGGAAUAUUAUGUACAUCCUUGUGGUGACCAUAUGGGCGGUUAUUUUGGUCCGGCAGUUUAAUUAUAGAGCUUCAAGAGGGAAACCGACGACAAGGGCCUUUUUCAUGUUCCCUAAAAUAACGCGAUGGGAUGCUGAUAAAAAUUUAAGAAACUGUAUCAAGUAUUUAUUCAAUUAUGGCUUCUUUAAAUUUGGAGUAGAAAUCUGUUUGAUAGCCACAGUUGCCGUUAUUGGCUUUAGGAUGGACAUGUAUUCUAUUAUUUACAGUAUAUGGUUAUGUGUUAUGUUUCUUGCAAAAAGAGACACCCUUGCCAAAAUUUGGAAUUUCUACAUGAUGUUUAUUGCGUUACUCCUCCCUAUUCAGUACGUAAUGACAGUGGGAUUACCUCCAACAUUGUGUAUACUAUUUCCAUGGGACCAAGACUAUUGGGACAAAAGUGAAGAAAAAAAUGCAGCAAUUUUCCGAAGACUUCAAGACUUCUCCUAUUUAUUAGACACAGAGUAUCCUCCAUCACCUAAAAAACUCAUUUGUGAUUUCAUUCUACUUCUCUUGGUAUCUCGUCAAGCUGUCAUCUUUCGUAUCGAGAAAAGAUGGACAGGGCGUGAUUAUCCAGGUGGUUCCAAUGAUGUUAUAAUCCAUUACGCAGAAGAAAAAGGGUUCGUUAACCCAACUCCGGAUUACAUAUCGAGUGUUAGAUCAUAUUUAGACGUUUUGAAGAAAGGAAUCUAUUCCAGUUUUCUUUGGAUAACGCUUGCUAUAGUUUUUCUAGCCGGCACUAACCGAGUUAAUGUGUUCUCAAUCGGUUAUUUGAUCGGCGCUUUUGUGUUUUUGUGGCAAGGUACCGACCUAUACCUGCGACCCAUCCCGACAAUCAUCAAAUCAUGGGACCUCUUUUUGGGAUACAACGUUUUUGUAAUUUUGUGCAAAACCGCCUUACAAAUAGUCGGUUGUAUUUUCAUACAAGACAUACCAAACUACGCUUGUUGGCUAAUCCAACUCUUCGGUAUCGGUUGCGUAAAAAAGUUCGGCGAUAUUGCCGUACAAGCUGGACUCACCGACGAAAACGAUUGCAAAGUUCCAAGAGAGUACGUCGGACUAGUGUGGGAUGGUUUAUGUUUCGGUUUUAUGAUAAUGCAAAGACGCAUUUUCACCAGUUAUAACUUCUUUCAUCUUGUUAAUGAAAUCAAAGCGGGUUCUAUUCUUGCUUCACGGGGGGCUGAGCUCAUCGAACAGCUCCGUUUGAAACGUAUGACCGAACAAGAGGAGCAAGAACGCCGAGUUUUGGAGAAAAUCAAAGCCAAGAUGGACCGAAUCAAAGCCAACCAGCAGAAAAUCCAAGGAUCGAGUUACAAAGAUAGUGAAAACCACUACGUGGAUACGAUAUUUAAGGGUAGGCCAAAGCGAAGAAGGAGGGAACCAAAGUCGUACAAGCAGGCUGUUCGUUCGGGCGACUACUACAUGUUCGAUGAUUUAGAUGACGAAGAUGAGUUAGAUUUUAUGGACAUACCAAAAGAUGAAGAUGAAGAAGAGGGCAAGGGUCACGGGCAGACUGUUAGCGAGCUUCUAAGUACUGCCUUGAAGACUGACAUCAGUACGAGUGUGAGACGUUCUGAGACUGAUUUUCGUCGAAGAGGAAGUAUGCCUCUACCGACGAGGCAGAAAUCGAUAAUAUCGACCCGAUCACAACUAUCAGCACCGUAUUCUGCUCCUCCUAUAAUUGAGGAACCCGGACCUAGAACUGUCACGAUUAUUGAUGAACGGGGUAAAGACGAACCUAAGCCGGGCACUAGCAAAGAUGAUGACGAUUCCAGUGUGAUAAGUGAACAAAAACCAACAAUCCGUGAAAAAAUUUCGAUCGGGUUGUUAUUCGUCUGGGCUUUCAUACAAAGCUCAAUGGUCAGUCUUACCAACUUCCUCAAUAAAUAUUCGAGAGAUUACCGUUACGUAAUCCGUGUUUUGACCAAAGAGAAAAAGUUUUUGAAAGAACACACGGACUACAAUGUUGGAUUGCGGCUCGGCUCGGGUCAGUUGUGGCAACCAGCAGCAUCGUACAAUAGUCUUCUUCGCCAGUCACAGCCAUCUUUGGAUCGUCGAGACAACGACGAGAAACCGCCAAUUAGUGACGAGAGCGACCAAAAAGCCAUGGCUACCUUACCCUACACGUCCGAACAGGACAGGCGCAAGGCGAGUGUUCUCACGGUCCCCGAAAUACGCAUUCUGGCCCCAAGUCUGGAACGUGGAUUAGACUCGCCUUCAACACCAAGCAGGGAGGAGUCACGGAUCGAUAUGGAGGAGUAUGAAGUCACGGAAAUGUCCUCGUACGACCAACCACCCAUAAUAAGACUUUUACUCGCAAUCUGGUACAUCAUAAUGAGUCGAUCGGAAAACGUUUGCUAUUUUGUCAUAUUUUUGAACCAAAUCAAAUCAGCUACUUUUCUGUCGUUGCCUUUACCCCUCAUGGUGUUCCUUUGGGGUACUUUGACGAUACCGAGACCGGACAAGACUUUUUGGGUCACUAUUAUAGCAUAUACUGAGGUAAUAGUGUUGAUCAAAUGUAUGUUCCAAUUCGAUAUAAUCCCUUGGAACAUGAGUCAAGCAAUCACAAACAACCCUUUCUACCCUCCAAGAAUAAUAGGAAUUGAGCGUAACGCGAAUUUUGCCGUUUGGGAUCUCUUGCUCCUCUUGGUCGUAUUUUUCCACAGAUUUAUGUUAAAGUCGAUGGGUCUGUGGAAAAGUUCCCCUGUCCCAGCAGCCCUUUUGACCGAAGGCGACUACAAAGUAAGCGCUGAUGGUAAACUCGAACAGAUCCAGAGUGACAUUCAAAUCAUGCGCCGCAGACGUAAAUCCGUUGUUGUUUAUAAAGAUAAAUCCCGGACUGUCCAUCAUCCAACCUUCAAAAAACCUGUCCCGAAACGAUUCCUAUCCUUAUUCAAGUUCCAUAAAAAAAUAAGCUCCAAACACAGCGAUAAGUCUCUGUCGAGUAAAACUUCAGCCCCUGAGGACAGUGAUCUGGAGCGGCUCGUGGAGGAGUCAGAUCAAAACGAAGAGGAAUUGCGGAGGGCUAGUAUCAGCAAGCACGAUUUGCAAAAUAAGAUUCUGAGUGUGGAUUGCCAAACGGUCGAUCCUAUGGCACACUUGCCCCAAUCGUUAAAAAUGGCGGUUUUGAAAUACGGGGAAAGUAUCAAAUUGUUUUUUAAGCAGUUGCGAGAUCCCACGUCCAGGGUCGCUGCUGAUGUGUAUUCGUACAUGUUUCUGUGCGAUUUUUACAAUUUUUUCGUCAUUUUGAUUGGGUAUAGUUCGUUUGGGACUCAACAAGGAGAUGGAGGAGUGUCGUCGUAUCUGGAAGACGAUAGAGUUCCCGUUUUGUUCCUCCUAAUGCUUAUUUUACAAUUCACGUUAAUUAUAGUGGACCGAGGGAUAUUUUUAAGGAAGAAUAUUUUAGCUAAGAUUAUAUUCCAGUUUAUCCAAGUUUUUGUCUUGCAUAUUUGGCUCUUUAUUGUUUUUCCAAUAAUAACGGAAAGGGGCUUUAAUUCGGUCUUAGCUCCUCAAAUGUAUUACAUGGUCAAGUGUUUCUACUUGCUGCUAUCAGCAUAUCAGAUCAGAUGUGGCUAUCCGACUCGAAUUUUGGGCAACUUCCUUUGUAAAGGCUACAACUAUGUCAAUAUGUUCCUAUUUAAGGGUUUCAUGGCAAUUCCCUUUUUAUUCGAAUUGAGAACUGUGAUGGAUUGGAUGUGGACUGAUACCUCAAUGACUGUUUUCGACUGGAUCAAAAUGGAGGACAUAUUUUCACACAUUUUUCAAAUCAAGUGCACACGACAUGUCGAAAACGAGUAUCCUCAACCAAGAGGCGAACGCAAACCUCCUGUCGUCAAAUACCUAAUGGGAGGAGCAAUCCUAGCCCUAAUUAUAGCCAUAAUUUGGUUCCCUCUAGUCUUCUUCUCCCUGGGAAACGCUGUAGGCAAACCCAACCCUCCUUACGAUGUCACUCUUGAAAUUCGGAUAGGGCCCUACGAACCGGUUUAUCAAAUGUCGGCCCAAAGCAACUCCAUUCAUCAAUUCACCCCAAGCAAUCUCGUACAAUUGCAACAGGCCUACAUCCAGCAGAAAGCCGCGGCAACUUUCAUUUCGAAUUAUGAAGGUCCUGAUAUUGCUGCGGUUAAACUUAGCUUAGAUUCAGCCAACAUCUGGAGUAUCUCGCCGCCGGAUCGUGACCGAAUGGUGGCGGAAGUUAGUUCCAACGAUCCGUUAAAAAUCCGACUCGAAUAUAGGGUUUCUCACAAGACUAGUAAACCGGAAGAUGCCGGUGUGAUUCCAGACAAUGUCGAGAUACAAGUUCCGGCGAAAAUCAACGGAAAACCGAACGAAAUGAGGCAGAAUCUUUUACAAAUGUUGAAGGGUAAUAAGACUGCCCGUCCGAUGAUUCUCGAGAAUAUACUCCCGAAGUUUUUGAAAGUUACGAAUCGAGGAACAGCGAGAUCCAUUUCACAGUUGAUGUUCUUAAAUAAGGAGGACGCAGAAAGUCCAAAUCCUGUUGGGAAGGCCUUUAGAACAAUCAGUUUAAGUUUGGAUAGCAGUAACGUCACUGAUAAGGAAUGGUGGCAGAUUAAGGAGGAUUGUAACGAUACUAAUUAUAAAAUGUUCCUCAGAAAGUUACCAAUGGCUGAUUGCAACUCUAUCAUCGUGUAUACUUUCAACGACAAAAUUUUCCCCAGUACUUUGAGUAUUCUAACAGGGGGCGGCAUAAUCGGCCUUUACUCAACUUUAGUUUUCGUUGCUUUCCGCUUCUUCCGCGGCUUCUUCGCCGAGCAAUGCUUCAAAAUCAUGUUUGAAGACAUGCCCAAUAUAGACAGAGUGUUGCAACUCUGUCUCGACAUCUAUUUAGUACGGGAAGCCGGCGAAUUCGCUCUCGAAGAAGACCUCUUCGCGAAACUAGUGUUCCUCUUCCGGUCACCGGAAACUAUGAUUAAGUGGACACGACCUAAAGAAGAACUCGGUGAAGACGAGGAUCCCGAAGGGGACGCCUAAGUCCUUCGACACCGAUCGGAAACUCAGGAAAUCUUAGCUUGUAGUGGCUUCGUAGCUUCGUAUUUAGGUUACUUCAAAUGACUUAAUCAAAUGACUGUCUAUAGGAUUUUUGGGCUGUAUGCUUUGUAUUUUUUCGCGUUGUAUCGUUCGGUGAGAAUGGCAGUCAUCGGAAGAGUCACGGAGACGAUCUGGUUGGAGGACAUGCCGAAUCCCAAUCGGAUUUACAAUCUGCUUAACGAUAUUUACAUCGUGAGGGCGUUUCGCCAGUACAGGAUGGAAGAGGACUUGUUCGCUAAGUUGGUCUUCUUGUUAAGGUCAAGGGAGUUGGUGAUUAAGUUCACAAGGGAGCCCGGGAACACGUACAGUCCGGAAAUAAUCUGGGUCAAAGAACAAAGAACUGCCAAAUAAAUUAAGUUUUUAAAGUUAGCGUAUUCAGUCGAUUCUUCCAUUUUUCGAAUAAGUUCAAGCUUUUAGGUCGUACGGUUUUGUAAAUUUGUGCAGGUGUAAAUGUUUCUAAGUUAUUAAAUAACAUCGAUGUUAUAUUUAUUGUGAUUUAAAACACAUCACUCUAGUACAGAUAUAGCUCUAUAUUUUGUUUGAAUGUUUUUAUAUUUUAAAACUUUUUAUAAAACAUUGUGCACAAGUGUAUUUAAUUUUUAAUAAACUAUUUUAAAUUUU